GAGAUGAUGACGCAGGUGUGAUCUCGAUGCACUAUAAACAUGGCAUUCCCUCCCGACUUGGAUCCCCCCCGGCUCAUAUAUACGACUUUCCGCGUGCCUCACACCGAUCCGAUUAACCACCGGAGAAUCGAGAACCUUGAACGGACAAGAUGGAUGUUAUGAGUCACCACGCCCUCCCGGCGUUCCUUGUCGCCCUUAGCCUCCUGAGCGUCUUGUGGUCUGCGCAGGCAGCCUCGCUUGCCGCCUCGGCGCCAUUCCCUGUUCGCCGACUUCCUCGCGCCCCAACCUUGCCCAUUCACCGUGACGGCCGUCUCAAGGACCCGCCGGUGAUCGUCUCUCCGGCCUUCAAGCCCAGCACGAACUACUCGUACAAUAUCGGAUUGAACAGCUCCGCAGAUGUAUUCCAGUUUGCAACCAGCAUCGGAGACCCGCCAUCCGAGGGCUUCGGUGCGACGGUGGCCGCUGCGCUCCUGGUCAUCACGGAGCCCCUGGAUCAGUCCCCGGAACCAGAUACCGUCGUCUUCCGUGUUGGCAUCAGCGUGUCGAAGUGCAACGUCCAGAAAGGACCCUCCAAGCUGGACAAAUCGUCUGGGGAAUUUGUGCGCGAUCCGCGAGCCACCAACGAUAGCUGUGGCCUUGACUCGGGCGACAUCAGUCAGCAGCCGCUCGUCUACGUGACGCAGAAUCUCACCUCGGGGGAGUUUAUCAAUGUCUACUGGAACCAGUCCACGUCGGGACAGGACCCCAACAACCUCCAGGACCCCGCUGCCUACACAAAACUGCUGGUCAGCACUGUCCGAACCCUACAGUCGACUUACUCUCCAGGCAGCAGGUCAUAUGUCGUGGAACGGCCUGGUCGCUUCGGUACACCCCGUAACAUUACGUACACGUAUAUUGGAACAGUUGCCGGCACAGGAGACCCCUGCUUCGACGUCGAGGCGGAAAGCGUGCAAGGGGAUCAGUUUGAAGAGUUUCAUCAGCAGGUUUGCUACUCGAACAGCAGCACCGGAGGGAUCUCGAUGGCUUCCAGCGGAGACUCUGCAGAUCUCGGAACCCCCGAGGCCCCAGGCGUAAUCCCAGUCACGUCUUGUAUCAUUGCGGACUGGACCACCAUUACCAGCCAGGAUGACACAGCUUCCAUGUACCUGCAAACAAAGGAGCUACCUGACCCCGGCCUCGGCGUCGUCACCGAUGCUAGAGCAGGGUAUAUCUUCGGCACCACCCCGGUGGUUAACGUCUUCACCCUCAACGACAAGGGCGUGCUGGCCCGAUGGAGCCUCAAAGGAAACACGGUGUGGCCGAAUCCCAUAGGAAACACGCAACCCUCACCUCUGGUGUUCAUCUCUGGCGUCUCGCUGCAGCAAAUGGUUCCUGGCCCACGGGACGUGUUUGCGGUGGACGUCCAGGGUGUCAUAUGGGUAUACCGGACCGACGGGAACGACGUGGCCUCCGCUUGGGUGAAUUACACAGACCCGGGCGUGAUAGAUCCCGGCAGCCAGGUGCUCGACUUCCAUCCCUGGACGAAGCCAUGCGCUGCUACCUCGCCUCCGUCCGAGGUGUUUGGAUUCUGGGUAUCGACGGGUGGGCAGGCUUUCAUCUUGUCAAGCGCCGUGUGUGCCGGCACGGCGUCCCCCCGGGGCCCCAUCGUUUCCGCCCAGAUCCCCAGCCUCGACGUGGUCAUGAACGCUCAGAACAUCUUGGAACUUCAACCGGUUGGCGUCAGCUGGGUGCUGCCCCACGUAGCCGCUGUUACAGCGUCCCAGAAACUGGUCUUCAGCUUCUACAGCCCCACUCCCUCGAUCAAUAUCGCGGAUGGGUAUAGCGACUGGAAUAACAUAGAUCUGGGGACAGACAGCAGAGGGGCUGCGGUCAACGUAACCCACGUUGAGACGUUCCAUUUUCCCGCCGGCUUCAAGUUUCCCAAUGGACAAACGCUGGCGAAGGAGGAGGAUGGCAUUCUUGUCGUGUUGGCGAAUUCGUCCGUCUGCGCAAUUCUUGCCACGUCCGCUGCGACAAACGCUCUCAGCACACCCCAACUGGUACUGGAUUCUAACGGCCUGCCCGUCAUUGGCGUUGACAAAGUCUCGUUCGACCCUUCCAUUGCAGGGGGCGCGUUGCCCACUCGACACGCCAUCGCUACGCCGUUUGGAGGGCACAAAAUCCGAUCGCUGCAGUACGUCGCGUCGGGCCAGUGGCGGGCCUUUGACUCGUGGCAGCCAUUCCAAGCGGAGACGCAGGCGAAGGUGCAGAGGGACCAACCGCUCGGGUAUCCUGCGAUGAACGCGCAAUCCGCUGCCCUUUCGACAUUGCAGAGUUCGUCCCGGCGCGCUCCAGCGGAGACGAAGCAAGUGAAUUUUCAGAACCUCACAAGGACCGGGUUUGACGACCCGUUUUGGUAUGCCGCCAGCGGCGAUACUUGCACAACCGACACCAUGACGGCCGCGGUCAAGGAGCUCUUUGUAAACCCCACCGAUACAAACGCGCUUCUGGAGUUCCGCCGCUUCUUUGCUGCCUGCAGUGCGCUCUCGAUCGGCAGCCUUUGGCAGGCCAUCACAAGCGGCCAGAUUGUCAUCUCGGAUGACGCUCACGCCUCCCCUAUCUUCGGUGCUGUGUACGAGUACCCUGUUUCCUCCAUCAUAGCCGACAACAUGGCCAAAAUCAUGAAUGGCCAGCAACCAAACGCCAACGCAGUCCCUGUCCGCGCCAGCGCCAUUACCCAAUCUCCAUCUCUCCCGUGCUUUCCGGCCGUGAUCGAAGAUGCCCUGAUCACCCUGGCCUUUGAUCCAACACUAGACAAAGAGAUCUCCCUCUCCGCUCAGAAUGCGCUCGCGGCUUUCGUUGGGAAGGGGGCGUGCCCGUUCGACACCCCCGACUAUGACCCGGCACACCACGAAACGAUGAACCGUCUCCUGGACACGACGAGCAAGCAUCAAGAGAUUGCACCACACGAACUGUUGGGCACUGUGUACGGCAUGGCUAACACGCGGCACCCCGACGUUGUCGACGCAGCAAGCGACCUGCUGCACCAUAACUCGUCGUCUGUGAGGGUUGGUGCCAUCCGGGCGAUUGCCAACGUCCCGACGCUCGGCGCCACCACGAAGCUGGUACACAAUGUUCUACAUCACAAGGACAAGGCGGUCAGGCGAUAUGGAAUGGCCGCUCUGGCCCAUCAUCAAACGACAGACUGGAUGAUGGUGACCCAGCAAUUGCUCCGGUACUUGUACCAGCCCCGUGUCCGACGUCACCAGAGUGAUCUGGACGGAUUCGCCACGUAUUUCCGGAAACGUGCCGGCGCCAACGCAGCCGACAGUCGCCUGGCCCGUGCCGGUGCUGCCCGUCUCAGAAUCAUCCAACACGCCGUGAGCCGGGUCAAUGAUACGGAAGCCGUCGCCCAAGCAAACUUUUCUCCAUUGGUCUGGGACAAAGAGUUUGGCGGCUACAAUGCGAAGUUCUUGGUUGGUCUUCACGUCGAGAGCGACCUUGACGCCACCGGGGCAACAUUCUACGCCGGAGCUGACUUGGGCGGCGAGAUAUUCGAAACUGACUUUGACAUUGCAUCUGCGGGGAUCGAAGCCGUGGCGACGAGUGGCGGGCUCAUCAGUCUGACUGCUUGGUUGGCCGUUUUCCUGCUGGAUCUCCCUUCAUUCCAACAGGUCCCGUACUAUGUGAUUGCGAUACAAUAUCAGGCAGCAACCGCAGUUCAAGUCUCCUCGGGAGACGCUUGCAACCUGACGCAGCCAUCCCCACUUGCCAAGUCGAUUCGGGAGACGAGAACAUUCAUCUCGGCCACGUAUUAGUGAGUUGAGGCUGCAUCGAUUGUUCUUUUUUUUUUCUUCUUUCUUUCAAAACUGGCAUCAGCUGACGACCGGGGGCCC
Messenger RNA from Chaetomium strumarium, 3875 nucleotides. RefSeq lists its product as uncharacterized. The record is from RefSeq and is a predicted model, not a curated record. The transcript has 10 exons. NCBI's taxonomy places the organism in Eukaryota, Fungi, Ascomycota, Sordariomycetes, Sordariales, Chaetomiaceae. Bases 150 to 3797 code for a protein of 1215 amino acids.